AGUGGACCAGGGACCCGGAGGAUUCCAGAGUGGACCAGGGACCAGGAGAACGUGAGUGGAGGAUCUUGAUUCUGCCCCCGGGGGAAGGAGGUGGUAGGUAGCAAAGAAGGAAGUAGGGUUUUGACGGAGGAAAACACGUUUAAGAUUUCAAGGAGGCGGCAAGGAUGGGGGCCGAUGUCGGCAGUUUCGCUGAGGACAUGAGCGGCAAAUUGACUGCAGAGAGUGUCUGGAUGCGGCGCAUGAUUGCUUGGUGUCCAUGGCUCUCAGUGGAUGAUCUCAGGUCUCAUCUUGCGUUGCUUCCAUUGGGUUCACUGAUCCUCACAGCGCUGGUCUGUGUCUUGACUGCCAGUUCGCUUUCUUGGCUAGUGGCUAAAUGGGUCAUUGCUGGGGCGAAGGACCGCCGUGGACGCAAACUGCGUCUGGCCCCCGGGCCUGCUCCAUGGCCGAUCGUGGGCAACCUGCUUCAGCUGCAAAGGCAUCCCCAUAGAGUCCUGGCCAAGAUGGCAGAGCAGUAUGGAGAGCUGAUGACCAUUCACAUGGGCACGGCCCUUACGCUGGUGGUGUCCAGCCCAGCCGCCGCAAAAGAGGUCCUGCUCACUCAAGGAACCACUUUCGCCUCACGACCGCUGCCGCCGACGGCCAAUGCAUGGUCACAUGGUGGCCGAAGCCUCGGGCUCGCGCCAUACGGGCCUCUGUGGCGGAAGCAAAGGAAGAUUGCCAGUGUGCAGUUGUUCUCCCCAAGGAGGAUGGCGCAGGUGGAUGCAGUCCGACGGAAGCUCACCAAUUUCCUAGAGGAGGAGCUGUUGAGGAAAGGCCAAGGAGGAGCACAGAAGCAGGAAGGAAGUCUUAGAAAUGUGGGAACAAAGGAGGCGGCCGAGGAGGGGAAUGGUCUAUCACCUGCCCCGACUCCCCUGCUGACAGAAACAACCUCCUCCUCUUUGCCCAAUCCGGUCGCCGCAGUGCAUGUAGCGGCAGGCGGAAUCUGCCAUCCUGCUGGGAAUGAGCGUGGUCCCAGUGGAGCAGCAGGCACCAUGCAUGGGCUGCAGCCAGUCCACUUGCGAGAAAACCUGUUCCACUUCGCCCUGGACACCUUGACCUAUGUCAUAUUCGGCUCUCCUGUGUCGCCUGCCAUGCAGCAUCACAUGGCAAAAGCCAUUGCUACCAGCGGCUGUUCGACGUCAACGAUGAGGAUGCCGACGAGAGCGCAGGAGCCUGAGGAUGGUCUUGAAGAUGAUGCAACUAGGAGAAUCAUGAGCAAAGAAGCGUCGCUUCACACUAUGGAGGGAGGCAAAUCAGGCGAUGAUGUCAAGGAUGAUCAAAUGGCAAAAAGGUUUUAUGAUGUGGUUCUGUCAAUGAUGCAGGUGGUGGGGAUGGUACAGAUACCGGACUUUGUCCCGAGUUUGAGGUUCUUCUACAGGGGUUAUCUCCAGUAUGUGCGAGGGGUGUCAAAUACAUUUCGCGCCUUGACCCUGGAGCUCAUUGAAAAGCGGCGCAUAUUCCAACAGAAUGUCGCUGGCAACAGCGGAAGCAGUUGCACAACGCUCGAUCACCACCAAGCAGCGCUGAGAGAAGCUGGACUCAUUAAUCCGGAUGCAAUGGUGGACACGGUCUUCAAUAACCUGUCUCCUUCGGGAACGAGCACGCCCAAGAACUUGGUCGCUUCUACAAUGAAGGACGACGAUGUGGUGUACGGCGAGACGGAGGCCUGCCUGCUGUUAAUGGCCCUCGUGGCAGCUGGCACGGACACGACGACCUCUACGACUGUUUUUGUUCUGAUGGAGUUGCUGCGCCACCCAGAGAAGAUGGCGCUGCUGAAGGCAGAGCUAGAUGAGGCCAUAGGAAUGCACAAGGUUCCGUCGGAGACUGAUCUGGAGAAUCUUCCUUACCUCAAUGCCUUUCUGUAUGAGACGCUGCGUAUGCACAGCGUCUCUCCCAUGCUCCUUCCCCAUCAAGCUAUGAAAGACGCCGUAGUGUUUGGAUAUGACGUGCCGGCAGGCACCACGGUCCUUGUCAAUGUCUGGGCUAUUAUGCACGACCCUAAGGUGUGGUCGGAGCCAUGGGAGUUCCGCCCUGAGCGGUUCAUCCGAGACGGACUGCUGGCCGACGACAUGCAUCCUGAUGGAAAGAACUUUGAGUUCUUCCCAUUUGGAUCGGGAAGAAGAAUUUGCCCCGGAAUUCGGCUCGCACUGACCACUGUGCGAUUUGUUGUGUCCAGGUUGCUGCAGCGAUUUGACGUUAUGUUGCCACCUGGCAUUAAGCCAGAAGACCUGGACCUUACUGAGCAGGAUGGACUCGUUAUCUUCCCGGAAAACCCCAUGCCGGUCAUCUUUCGUCCGAGAUCAAUGGGGUAAUAGGGCAGGGUGGGGUCACUUGUUGUGUCCAGGUUGCUGCAGUGAUUCGACGUUAUGUUGCCACAUGGCAUUAAGCCAGAAGACCUCGACCUUACUGAGCAGGAUGGACUCGUAAUCUUCCCGGAAAACCCCGUGCCGGUCAUCUUUCGUCCGAGAUCAAUGGGGUAAUAGGAUAGGGUGGGGUUACUGGGGUAGACUUGAUUCGCAGCCGCCGGCUUGUUUUUCGGCCGACAUCACUAGGGUAGGUAGCAUAGACUAAGGGCAUAUUCACACCAGGACUUUUUUGGUCGGUGGCAUAACUUAAAAGAGUAAGGGCAUAUUCACACCAUGACUUAAUCGCACUCGCAUUCAUCGAGGUUGUGCCACAAUCG
Messenger RNA from Chara braunii, 2722 nucleotides. Lineage: Eukaryota; Viridiplantae; Streptophyta; Charophyceae; Charales; Characeae. The record is from the annotation of a GenBank genome assembly.